CACCUGCUCCCGGGGAACCAUCCAAUCCAAUGGAACCAUCGAGCUCCACAGCGCAACCAUCUCGCACACAAUCAUCCCAAUCGCGGGGAGGGCAAUCGAAAAAGCGGAAGAAGAAGCGAAAGAAUCGACGGGAAUCCUUUGCGAAUCCCGUGGCAGAGCCGAGCAAUGCGACGGAUACGGAGCAUGAGAGGAUGAUGGAGGCACGAACGGCUGCUGCGCGAGAUAGCUUUUAUCGGCUCAGCCAGAAUGGAGGUCAGAGCAAUACGAGUUUGGAUAUGAUGGAUCACAGCGCAUCGCGUACGUCGAAAGGUCGGUCGAAAUCGAAGCUUGACAAGGUCCAUCCGCUUUCGUCAGGAAGCGAGAGGGAGGACAGAGCUCAUGAUACAUCACCGCUGCUGAAGUCACCGACUCGCCAAAGCGGAUUUGGGACUACAACCGGUUUUGGAUAUGGAGGGACGGGAAGCACCUCGAGCCUCACUCGUUUACCUGGUCGAGGAAGACCAUCGUCUAGAAAUUCUCCCGCCCCGGUCGAGAGACGCCAAUCCAUGUAUAACUCGAUUAUCGACGCUCCCGACUACGACGUCAACAAUCCUCCCUCCGUUCCGGCGAGUCCAGAAAUCGUGCCACAGCAACUGAAUGAUGAGUACUUUCCAAGUGUGGACAUGGACGCUCAUAUACCCGUACAUAGCCCGUCGCGCUCUAGGGAUCCGUUUAUAGACCUCGAAUCCGCCUUCGGUCGCGCAGAGUCGAUAGGAACGACACCGUCAUGGGAUCAAAUCAAGCGACGAAUGACCAAGGCCCCUGAAGAAGAUGUCUGCUUCCCACAUGACAUCCUGUCUGAUAUCGGAGAGGAGCCUUCCCGGCUUAUGUCGGAAACGAGCGUCUCCCCUGUCGACGUAGCGCGCAAGAGGAAACGGAAAGUCUGGCCAAAGCUCGAUAUAUUGGAUCAGUGGAGCGAGCAGGAGAAGGAGGAAUGGAGUCUGGGGAACCUUCGAGCGCGGUCGAUGGUCGAGCCGACGAUGGUUGAUGGGAGAUACAGGCCUCGAAAGCAGGUGUGGCAUCGUCCGAUGGAGGAUGCGCCGUUCCGCUUCACAUACUUCAAUCCGGAGUUUUCGAAGACGAUUCAUAGCCAGACGCUGUCAGGUUUGACACAUGCCGAGUCGGUCACGUUUAAAUCGUUGUUCUUACCCGAUCCACCCGAGCUCGAAAGCGACAGUUCCGAUGAUGACGACCCGCAAGGCGUCUCGGCACAUGGCGAUGCCACCCCACGGAGGCAGUAUUCUCCAUCCCCAUUCGAGCACUCUAGAAAUGGACAUCUCCUAUCUCCAAAAUUUGGAAACGGUAAGGAAAAGAGCCAGCAACCCUCGGAAACCAACACCGGACGGACUACUCCUGUCCCACAUCCGCUCCAGCCCUCGCCACCUCACGAGAAACGCUACGGUCCUCGUCCUACCUUCUGGCUCGAUGUCCUCUCCCCCACCGUGACCGAGAUGCGCGUCCUCCAACGCGCAUUCGACCUUCACCCCCUAACCGUCGAAGACAUCCUCGAGCAAGAAGAGCGCGAGAAAGUCGAGCUCUUCGGCCACUACUACUUCUGCAACUACCGCUCCUUCGAACAAGACACCACGAGCGACGAGUACAUGGACCCCGUCAACAUCUACUGGGUCGUCUUUCGCGACGGCCUCAUCAGCUUCCGCUGGUCCCCCACUCCGCACCCCGCCAACGUGCGUCGCCGCAUCCGCCAGCUCUCCGAUUACAUGGUCGUCUCCGCCGACUGGAUCUCCUACGCCAUCAUCGACGACAUCACCGACGCCUAUGCCCCGCUCGUCCAGGUCAUCGAGGAAGAAGUCGAUGAGAUCGACGACAGGAUCCUCGGCGAAAUUGCCCUCAGCACCAUGACGAAGGAGAAGCGCCUCAACUCCCGCAUGCCGCCCCCCCCCCGCCGCUCGCUCGUCCAGCGCCUCGUCCCGCCGUUCCUCCGCCAUGACUGCACCAUGAAAGACGGCUACGGCCCAGUCGACGAGGCGCGGAAACCCGACGAGAAGUCGGAGAACACGGCGUUAGCGCCGCAGGAGAGCAGCUCGGAUAUGCUGCGGCGGGUUGGCGAGUGUCGGAAGAAGGUGAUGUCGCUGUAUCGGUUGCUGGGGAACAAAGCGGACGUGAUCAGGGGGUUCGCGAAGCGGUGUAAUGAGCAUUGGGCGGUGGCGCCGCGGAACGAGAUUGGGAUGUACCUGGGGGAUAUACAGGAUCACAUUGUGACGAUGACGGGGAAUUUGAGUCACUAUGAGAACCUGCUUUCCCGCGCGCACUCCAACUAUCUCGCGCAGAUCAGCAUCCGCAUGACCGACCGCGCCGAAUCGACGAACAACGUGCUGAACAAGCUCACCGUCCUCGGCACCAUCGUGCUGCCGAUGAACGUGGUGACAGGCAUGUGGGGGAUGAACGUUAUGGUACCGGGGCAAGAGAUCGAGAAUCUGUACUGGUUCUGGAGCAUCACGUCGUUCCUGCUGAUGUUCGGGCUCUUUGCGUUCUUUUUGGCGAGGAAGACGUAUGGGGUGGUGUAA
Messenger RNA from Eremomyces bilateralis CBS 781.70, 2564 nucleotides. RefSeq names its product cora-domain-containing protein. Gene Ontology annotation, molecular function: magnesium ion transmembrane transporter activity. The transcript is spliced from 3 exons. The coding region runs from base 30 to 2564 and encodes 844 amino acids. The record is from RefSeq and is a predicted model, not a curated record. Gene Ontology annotation, biological process: magnesium ion transmembrane transport; intracellular magnesium ion homeostasis. Lineage: Eukaryota; Fungi; Ascomycota; Dothideomycetes; Eremomycetales; Eremomycetaceae. Gene Ontology annotation, cellular component: plasma membrane.